AUCAGCUAAUUGUAAAAGGUAUUAUUUUAGAACCACAAGGAAAAUUACUUACACCUGAUCGUAUUCAAGCAUUAAUGAUAAAAUAUAAUGAGUCAGUACAAAAAAGUUACCGAAUGUCAAAAACUAUUAAUCAGUUAAAAUCAAAAAUUUUAACACUUACUAUGAAAGAUCAAAUAUCAGAAUCCAAAUUAGAUUUUAAGGAGCAAUUAGAUGAAAUUGUAACAAAUACAAUAAAAAAUGCAGAAAUUGGAUCGACUGUUUUAGUAGAUACAAAAAAUUAUUUGUUAUUAGUUUUAUCUCAACUAUGUUCUAAUUGUGAAUGUAAUGAUAUUACAAAAAAAACUUACGUAGUGAAUGCUAUAGGUUUUUCUAUAAAAUGUUGUAUAACUUGUAAACUUUGUGGUGCUAUGAUAGAAAAUAAUAAUGAAAAUAUAGAUAUCCGAUUUUCUAAAGCAGUUGCUGCAGCUAGUUUUGCUGGUGGUCUUACUUAUCAUGCACUACAAACUGAUAUGGAUAAUACCUAG
Racocetra fulgida is the source of this 524-nucleotide messenger RNA. Lineage: Eukaryota; Fungi; Glomeromycota; Glomeromycetes; Diversisporales; Gigasporaceae. The record is from the annotation of a GenBank genome assembly.